GAAAAAGAGUAUAGAGACGCAGUAUAAUUGGUUAAUAAUUCGAUAGACACAUUUGUAGACACAUGGACAACGCACGCACACACACACACACAUACCUACAAACAUAAACACAAAGUAAUACAUUCAAACACAAAAUUAUAGGGAUUUGUAAACUCACACAUACACAUACUCACCAUAAGCCGUACUCACGCACACACACACACACACAGGUUGGUGUGUGUACGUACAUGUUUGGGAUCUGCUGAAAUAUAUUUCAUUUAACAGAUUUACUUUCAGCGAUUCACAACAACAGAGAAAGCUCACUGUCUCACAUUCACGGUGUGUGUUUCACUGUGAUUCUUUUCUCUAGUUUGCUGUUUUCUACAUUUCUGAAGAGAAGAAAAAAGAUUCUUUAUUUUUUUUUCGUGAUCCAAUUUUUGUUUUAAAAAAUAAUUUUCGUCUUAUUUCUGCAAUAAAUUAACUGAAAAAGAAAAAAAAUAAGCGAAAUUUGAUUAUGCAUAAGCUAUUUUCGUUGUUCAUUGGGAACAGUAUUUAAAUUUGCCGGUUGUUAAUUCAUUGAAACAUUGAACCAAUUUAACAUUGAACAGCAAUUAUUGUUAUGCAUCAAUUAUCAAUAGUUAAUUUAUUCAUUCGUUAAAAAACAUGUCUGUCAAUAAAUCUAAUAAAUCAGCGUGUUUACCUGCAAACAUCUACUGUGAGCACACAUACGAUCGAUAUAAAGAGGAUGGACUCCGAUUACUUGAAAAAUAUAUGCCCUAUUUAAAUCCAGAGACUGGUUUACGUAAUCGAAUGAUUACUCGUGAUCCUGUAACUGGUUUAGGCGAUUUAGAAGCUGAAUGGAAUCCUUUAAGCGGAUGUCAUAUCAAUAGAAAAACAUUUCCACAUCGGGAUCCAAUCACAAUGCAAGGUGAUCUGGGUACUGAGUAUAACUGUUUAUAUACAACUAAAGAAUUGUCAUGCAAAUCGCGUGUUAAUUCAACAGGUACAAAUCAGGCUAACAAUAACUAUUAUGAAGAACAGUUGAAUAGCGCAAAUAACGAAACUAACAAUAGUGAUAGUAAUAAUAAUAAAAAUAACAAUAACAGAAGUAAUAAUAUUUCUGAUCAAGAUCGUGAUCCAGUAACCCUUCAAGGGGAUUUAGGCGAAGAAGUUGAUUUCUUUCGACCACACGGUGGUAAACCAAGGCAUAGGAUUGAAAAUAACAUUAAUACCAUAAGACGUGAUCCUAUCACUGGUACUGGAGAAAAUGGUCGUGAAUCAGAAUCUGUGCGUCAAUACAAUGGUAGAUUAUGUAAUGGAGAAAGUUCAAAAAGAUAUUCUUAUCUUGCAACGGAUCCAAUAACACAUUCACUGCCAGAGACAAAACUUGUUCGAUCACAGUCUGUAAGACAUUACAAAGAAACAUGGGCUACACGUGAUCCAAUCGGUUAUAUGCAUAGAGCAAGUAUAUCAUACAGAACGGAUAGAGCUCGUGGAAUGAGACACUUUCAAAACAAUAACUACAACAGUUCUACUACUAGUAAUAACAAUAAAAUUAGUGAUCCUAUUACUCAUCGAUAUUCAAUUCACCGUCCAUCUUUUAACAACAAUACUCCUUCAAAGUGUAAUUCCAGUGCUUCUAGAGUGAAUAUUGAUCCAAUUAAACAUCAAACAAAAGUGAAACAAUCAUCAAAUCAAUUAGUUUCGUCAACAUCAGCUGAACCAAAUGAUGAGACAACAUCUACAACAACUAUUGAUGACUGCAGUGAAAUGUCCAUAGAUGGUAAUCAUAAUAGUAAUCAUAGUACUACAUCGACAGUUCGCGAGGAUAGACGUCUACGAAGAGCUAUUCGUAAUCCUAUCACUGGUGAAGGCAUGUAUGACAGUGAUUAUAUUGACCUAUUGAAAUUACCAAGUGAAUAUUAUUUUCGAAGAAAUCGUGACACCAGUUCAUCGAUAUUAGCUGCUGUAACACCAACAACUACAAAAAAGGCUGUAGUGCCUAGUCAAAAAGAAACACCUGCACCAAUUAAACCAAUUGCUCAUAAACCAGCACCACAGACACCAUCACAACAACAUAAAGCACCAGAACCGAAAUUACCGUCGAGCAGUACCACUCCAGCAGCACCAGCUCCAGAGAAAAAAGUUGUCCGUCCGAAGAAAGUUGAACAACUACCACCACCACCUGUGGAAAAAAAGCCCACUACUCCACCUGAAAAACAACCAGUCGCAGAGAAAAAAUUAUCAGACAGUAAGCCAACUUCAUCACCACAAAAAACAACUACUGAUGUAACUGAACAACCAUCUAAGAACGACGUCUUACCGAAAGAACCAGGAGAACCUCCUGUAGAAACAAGUAGUUCUAUUCUACUACAACCAAAAACUGAGAAAAGGCAACCAGCUGAAGAUCAAACACCUAAAUCACUCAGUGAGGAAUUAGAGUUAGCCGCGGCCGGACAAGUUUCUCCACAAUCUACACCAACGACGCUAGAUGACGUUAAAACACCAACAGAAGUAGUGAAUGAAGCAACUCCACCGCCUACCAGUAACACACCAUCGACACCACCUGCCAGUAAGACGCCUUCAACACCCCGUACGAGUGACACACCCUCACCACCGGCUGCAAGUAAGACGCCUUCGCCACCCCCUGCGAGUGACAUGCCUUCGCCACCCCCUACCAGCAACACACCUUUGCCAGUGUCUACCAGCGAGACGCCCUCACCACCACCGGCAGUAACACCCACCGUAGAAGCUAAAGCACCCCAACCGACCGAAGCUGAUGCUCCGAAGACAGAUACUUCGCCGCCAUCACCACCAGAGUCCCCAAAAGAAGCACCAAAAACAGAAUAGACAUGCGUAAUUCCUAUAACACAUGUUCUUCUCUGGUUUAGUAAUACAAGUGCCUGCUGAUCAGAUCAUUCUCAUACUUUUUAUCGGAAGAGAACUUCUCUUUAAUUCUUUUUGAGUGGUGCAUUUCGUUAUCAGUUAUAUUGUUUCCUGUUUAAACGUACCUAACUAACCCCGGGUGAUGGACCCCCUCUCCCCCCUCUUUCUUUCGAUUUACUACUGAUUCAGAUAUUUUUAAACUUUCGGCAUGAGAAUGGAUCACAUAACUUUCGUAAAAAAUAUUUCCGAUAUUUCGUUAUAAUAACUCAGUUAUAAAAAAAACACAACCAAUAUUCUAAAAAUUUUCCAAGGGGAUAUCCACUGUGCAUGGCACACUUAAAAGAGAUUCAUUCCAUUUCUAAGGAAUUCAUAUAACUUAUAGUAAGUAUGUGAUGCAACAUACUGAGUUUCACAAAAGUCGUGAUGCCUUAUCAAUUUUUUCCGAUAUGAAAGUUAAUUUCUUAUGUUAGGAAUUCCAGAAUAAAGAAAAAUAGUUGAUAUGACUUAUACAAGUAAUACCCAACGCAAGAGAACUUUCUGGGCCAUUGAGAUAAGCCCAGAAAGACGAUCGGUUGUGCGUUAGACUUCAGUUAUGUCUGUUACCGGAUGACCACCGUCUUAAGUAGACAGAACUAAUAAGCUAGCUAUAUAUCAAAGACAGACUGGAAUCC
This is a messenger RNA of Trichobilharzia regenti, 3536 nucleotides long. The record is from the annotation of a GenBank genome assembly. NCBI's taxonomy places the organism in Eukaryota, Metazoa, Platyhelminthes, Trematoda, Strigeidida, Schistosomatidae.